Messenger RNA from Physcomitrium patens, 1994 nucleotides. RefSeq lists its product as uncharacterized. The record is from RefSeq and is a predicted model, not a curated record. Lineage: Eukaryota; Viridiplantae; Streptophyta; Bryopsida; Funariales; Funariaceae.
CUUGCUUGUGCUCCAAAGCCUUCGCCGAGAUCUCCUCCUCCCUCACACUCCCUUGGCUUUGCUUUGCUUUGCUCGCAUUGCUCCCGCCAUCACUGUUUCUCGGUGCCUCGAGAGCGUGUCGCUUGGAGCUUUUUCACAAUCUAGGGAGCUAUGGAGUCUCUUCUUUGCAGCACGGGACCAGCGUCCGUGGUAUCUGUGCACUCCACUUCCGCCACAAGCACCACUACCAAGUGGAGGAACGUCGCCAUGGCGUGCCCAGCUCCUGCUCGCCUUGCCAUCCAUCUCGCCAGCUCCGCCUCCGUUUCUCAGGUACUAACAAAUAGGACAGAUUUCUUGAGUAUGUCAAGAAGGACAUCUUUGCCUAGAGAAACAAGGUGUGAAGCGGGUGCUGAUCUAGAAGAGCCUGUUACCGUGGACAACUCGACAGUUUUGGUUGUUGGAGGCGGCGGUGUUGGAAUGGAGACUGUGCGUGUAUUAGCAAAGGCAGGAUCAUGGGUUACAGCAUAUCAAAGAAAUGAAAAAUUUCGUCCAGAGAUUGAGGGUCUUGGGUCAAUGCUUGCCCUUGGCGAUGUACUAGAUGUUGCGACCAUCGAGAAGGUGUUGCGAUCAAAUUCUUUUGAUGCCAUAGUCUGCACUGUGGGUGGAGGAACUACGCACCCUGAAGUAGAUAAGGAUGGUCCUAUCAAUCUGGCAAAUGCAGCCAAGAAGGCAGGCGUGAAAAGAUUCAUCAUGAUUUCCAGCGUUGGAGCUGGAGACAGUGUGAAGGCUGUUGAUGAUAAGACAUUGGCAGUUUUGAAGACAGUGCUGGAGGCGAAGGAGGUAGCCGAGGAGGCUGUGAAAUCAAGCGGCCUCAGUUAUACUAUCAUUCGUCCUGGGGGUCUAUUGGCUGCUCCUCCUACCGGCAAUGGAAUUUUGACAGAGAAUUCUGGCGUUUCUGGGCUCAUCAGCCGAGCUGACGUUGCCUCCCUUGUCAUGAAAGUUUUGUUUAACGAGAAGUCGUAUGGAAAAACCGUUACAGCAAUCGACCAAGACAAGCUGCUUCCUCCUACCACCUCACUGGACGGAGUAGAGCUUUUGAACCUCUGAGCAAAUGAUGCUUCGACAGCAGCUGCCCUCCCCGCCCAUAGUUCUGAGGGCCAAAUAACAGUCACCCCAAUUCCUAGAACUCGUCGACGGUUUGAAAAACCUCCUCCACACGGAAUAAAUAUUCUAGGAAAACAACUCUGUUGAUCUAACUGCAGGUUAUUUUUAGCUUCGAUACAGCCUGAACAACGUAUAUGCUUACCUCGUUGGACUUGGUGGAGUAGAGCAUGGAAAUUCUUUUCGGGAAAUAGACCAGAUUGUGAGGGUUUCAUUGGGAUGCUGUAGAGGACAAGUUCUGAGAUGAGGAUUGAAAUGAGGAGCUACAUCUCAGUGGAUGCUGCAGACCCAACGGAUCUUGCACUUUUCAAACUUGAGAGCUGUUUUCGGUAUUUUUCUGCAUUUCUUAUCUUUUUGACACAAGUAAUGGGUUCUUUAUAAAACCCGGCACCGGAUAUGGAUUCCGUAGUUGGUAACCCCAGACCAAUUCAAGUGCAUCCACGACUCUUUUGCUCGCCAUGGACUUCAUUGAUUUGCCAAAGUCUUGUGCUGUGGGCGGCUCAUAUUUUAUAAUCAAAAUGAACGGACAGUAGGGUGGAUAGAUGAAUAUAAAGGCAGAGCCAAAAUAGAUUCACUUGUGAUAGAAUAAUGGCAUGUAACUUUGAUCUGUUGAGUUCGUUUGUGCCAUAGCAUCAUCUGGGGACCCAUUUGGGAAUACAACAAGUCAGGAUUGGAUGAGAGCCUAAGAAAGGGUGUAUUCAAGUGAUGCUGGGGCAUGAACAGCUGCUCAAUGCAGAUAGCCAGUCUGCUAAGCAUUGGGGGAAAGUGAGAAACAUUUCUCUCAAUCUAUCUAUCUUACCCAUGUUGGGAUCCAUCAACUCAUUAAGCCCAUGUGGGAAAAGUGGGUUUCCUCA